This is a messenger RNA of Scophthalmus maximus (turbot), 7904 nucleotides long. It is a transcript of the gene nsd1a, whose product is annotated as nuclear receptor binding SET domain protein 1a. Lineage: Eukaryota; Metazoa; Chordata; Actinopteri; Pleuronectiformes; Scophthalmidae. Gene Ontology annotation, biological process: regulation of DNA-templated transcription. Gene Ontology annotation, cellular component: nucleus; chromatin. The coding region runs from base 757 to 7182 and encodes 2141 amino acids. The record is from RefSeq and is a predicted model, not a curated record. The transcript is spliced from 23 exons. Gene Ontology annotation, molecular function: histone H3K36 methyltransferase activity; protein binding.
CUCUGACCGGAGAGGCCGUGCGGCUGUUUGCGCGUUUGCAGUCAUUCUGUGUUUCCUCGAUCUCCCUCUCGCCGGCCCGUGAACCAAAGGGCCCGAGUGCGUGUGUCAAGUCGCCUCUCUGCCGAGCCCGGGCAGACACGGAGCAGGCGCGCGGAAAAUUGGGGCGAAAGGGAAUUUCAAAUUCGGGUCAUUCAUUCAUUUGGGGUUUAUUAUAAACACGAAAAUAGCUGUUGUUGACUAUUGAAACUUCACCUGGAUGAGCACGCGCGUCCACGAGCGCGCGCGCGCGCGUGCGCGAGGAGGGUGAGUGUCACGGCCCUCUGCAGACGGGGGGUUGGGAGCAGUGCCGAUUGGUUGCUGCUCACCAACACAGUCAGUCGGGGCUUGUUUUAACAUUAACCGGGGGCACUUCGACAGCAGGCAAAAGAAACCAUGUAGUAAAUAAGCCGCUGUGGCUGCUAGGGGACCGCUUGUGCCACUCUGAACCUCGCCGCAGUUUUUCGGGGCUUUGCAGCGUGCUGGAGAUCCGCCUGCCGUCUCGUAUUUCUAGUGACAGCUUUCCAGAGGGCCGCCGCAGAUGAGGCGAUGAAGUGCAGAGAAUGAGAGCGGUGCCUUGGCCUGCUAGUGCCGCCGCUGCGGGGAUUGUGCAGAUCCGCUUUCACAAACCGAGAAAAACCCCCGCGCUGUGCCCCACCAUCAGACCUCCGCCGCCGGGUUCACGCGGACCGACCUCCAAAUGGAUAUAGCCAUGACAACAUGAAUCAGUCGUACAGACAGGCUGUUAGGGGCUCAGUGUUUGGUUCAGGCCAGCCAGAGCUGAGGCCCCGCAAUGGCCUUGUGAGCACUUCCUAUGCAAACCAGUGUGGCAUUGUGAAGCGUGUGUCAGACCAACCGUCAGCUGUGCAACUGCCAUCCUCCAGUCUCAAACAGCCGGCUGUACUGGGGUACAAUCAGCCCGACCGAACUAACCGCUACGGUCCGCUGAGGAGGCUGCAGGACCUGAACACUGUGGUCAACAGGCCGGGCCUAGAGAGGGACCACCGUCCACGGAACCACUUGCACUGUGCAAGCCCAAUCAGCGAUGAUGAUGAUGAUGAUGAUGAUGAGUUUGAGGCACCAGCAGUCCAGCUGCCUCCUUCUCCAGGCAAUGAUGAUUCAGAGCCUUUUGAGACACUGCAGGAGGUGAACAGAAAUGGCUUCUCUCCGCAGAGUCCUGACAGCGUGCAGGGCUGUUCGCCCAUCCCAAAUGGCUACCUGCAUUUUGAGUCCACGCUCUUUGACAGCGGUGACCUUAAGGAGAAGCACGAGGAGGGGGGGCACAGAGGUAGCGAGGACCUGGCGCCUUUUCACCGCUCUCAAAAGUUGAGUCGGGACCGAACUGUUGCUGCCGGUGAGGCGCCAUCUGGCACCAGGAUGGACAGAAGAGCAUACAAACCUACUGUUUUUAAUCUGAUGUCCAAAACUAUAUCUGAGCUCAACCCUACACUAAGCCCCAGCGCACUGCCAGAAAUCACUAUGAGAGAUGGGUGGAGUUUGGGCGAGGAGUCGGACAGCGAUGGUGAACUUGCUUCUCCUGACCCUGGACUUAUUUCACCAGCAGGCACCAACUCUAAUUCCAACAGCCCAAAGAAAAAGACUCUUCCGACAGUAAAAUACUUGGAAGGAGACUUGGUGUGGGCAAAGUUCAACAGACGGCCCUGGUGGCCAUGCCAACUAACAUGCGAUCCAGACCAGGGGACCCACACUAAGAUGAAAGUUCCCAGUCACCGUCCUUGUCGGAUGUAUUUCCUGGAGACAGUUGGAGAGACUGUAGAAUGUGCCUGGGUCCCAGGGAAUGCCAUUGUUCCCUUUGAAGGCGGCCAUCAGUUUGCAGACUUGCCUGUGCUUCGACGGAGAGGGAAGCAGAAGGAGAAAGACUAUAAGUAUACGAUACCCAAAAGUUUACUGACUGCGUGGAAAGUCAGUGUGACAGAAGCUGAGCUUCUGCUUCCUGGUCGACAAAGGAAUACUGAAAGUGUGCUUUCAGUAUCCUUUACUGGAGAGGAGCGUGUACCCAGCCCACUACCUACUGAAAAGCAACAGGAGGCCCCCUCUCCCUCUGUGGACCUUGGCCAAACCCCAUCACCAAAAAUGCCCCCAAAUGAAAAUGAGCACCAUCUUCUAAAAAACUCUACUGUUCAGUCCAAUAAGGGCAAAGUUUGUAAGAAGAAAAAGAAAUGUCUGUCAGACAUAUUUGGGCAUAUAGUUGGGGGAUCCAAAGAAUCGUCUGUUGUCACAAACGUGACCAACCCGUUUCAUACGACAACUCGUGCACUGAAAGAAGAGCCAAAGGACUCCCCUUAUGCCGACCUGGAUUCAGUUCCAAUGCUGCAUCGUCCUAAGCGCACAGCAGUGUCUCCAACACAGGACGUCGACGAACUGGUCAGAAAAGAACAUGGUCCAACGAAAGCUAAAACAAAGUUCACCGAAAAAGUGAACCAGUGUACAGAUUCCCAUGAUAGCAUUUCAACAAAUACAUUGGCGUCUAAAGAUACAAAUUCUGAACAAAGUUUGGGAAGCUGUAAUGAACGGUUGUACAGUUCAAAUGAAAAGCACUCUAUGACUCUUCCUGCCAGCAGUGGUCUCAUGACGAGGGCUCUGAGAGCGGAGGAAGAGACAGAUCUCAAAGAUGCACUGGCUACAAGCCAAAUCUCAACAGAUGCCCACAAUGACAAUUGUCCUAGUAAUAAAUGUACUAAUGCACCCAUCAAAACUGAAAUGUCUCCUAUCUGGGAAUACCCCAUCAAUGCAUCAUCCUCUGCUGAUCACAGCUCUCCAAAAAGGCGCGCAAGGAAGCCUGAUAAGAAACUAAUUCGCAACGGCUCAUUGAUGAAGUCAAAGUGUGCAGACUCUACUGCCCCCGCUGUGCAACCUGUUGAGAUCAAGACAGAAAAUGCCGUCUUGGAUCUGUCUUCUUCUUCUGUGCCCUCAUUGUCCCCAAUGGAGGCGUUUCAGGAUGUCAAAGAACUAAUGUUUAAAUCUCUUGAGAAGGAGGAGAGCAGUGACUCUGAGCUCACGGCCUUUCGGCCUCGUGCCAGUUGUAAAUUCAGUACCUUCCUGAUGCUGCUGAAAGACAUGCACGACACGAGAGAGAAAGAAGGCAAACCCCUGACUGUCCCGCCAGCAUCUGUCCUCAUCAAGGAGGAGCCCUUGGUCAUCCCCGCUGCUACAGGAGGCGACCUGCUGCAGGGGAUCAAAACGGAGAACGGCCCAUUAGGUAAAUCCAGAACACCCCACAACACAGCGGUGAAAACCAAGAAUAGGACUAAAGCUAUCAUGGCAGCUGACACAUACCACUGUGAAGACUUGACUGUUCGCUCUCAGAUCGGGAGCUCAGACAAGCAGCGGAGAAAACAAAGACUACCUGCCAAAUUGAAAUCCAGCAUACCCGGCCUUUCUUCAGACCUGGCUGACUUGGCCUAUGGCAGGGAGUUCGUUAGCGGCCACGCCGACUUAGCUGUUCCCGGAUCUCGUCCUCCGGUCGCUCCUGAUCCCUCGACCGGCUACCUCGACAAGAACUCCGAGUCCACACUGGCUCCAAAGAAACGCUGGAAGUUGGUGAAGGAGGCUUUUGACAAUAAGGGAGAGGUUUUGAGCGAGGUGUCUGAGAUGAAUGGCUCUUACGCCACAAGCGCAUCACCAGAUCUCGAUCUCGACCUUGAGAAGCAGGAAGAGAACGACUCGAGCGACACAGCCGGACAUUCAGAGAACAAACGUCUCCGAAAACCGACUAAAAGGCUUCUGGAGUCAACCGAGGAGUACGAACAAAUAUUCUCUCUGAAAAAGAAAUCAAAGAAAAACACCUUAGAAUCCUCCAAAACUCAGACGUCGGGGAUGACCCCGCCAGGAUUUUUUCCUUCAGCCCCGUCCUCUGUCGAGUCCACUGAGGCUCCUGUAGAGCCUGAACCCAUGAGUCCAACUCAGGAAGAGCUCCCUCCUCUUCCAUCCCCGGUCUCUCCACCACCAACACAACCCGAUCUCCACACAGAGACGACAGAAGAAACUGAUCUACCUCCCGAAUCUGACACUGGGGUAUUAAUCCAAGAAAGAAAGAGGCCAAGGAAGCUGUCACACAAGGUUCUUGAAUGUACCAUAGAAGAAGUGUCUGUUGCUCCUACAAAAAAGAAGGAGCAAAAGCUACCCGCCGGAGUUACCUCAGAGCUGAAGGUGUUAGUCAAGAAAACUCAGGUUGAAUCUGUGAAGAAGGAGAAGCCUGAACCCAACACAUCUUCUGCCCCUGCUGAAGCCUCUCGGCCCUCGGAGAGCAAAGGUGUCCUCGCUCCAAACCGACCGCCCAGCCCCCGAGCAUCCAAGACCCCAAAGCCGGAGACGGAGAUGGAGGCCAGCAACACAGAGGAGAAACAAAAUGAACACACUGGGACACUUACUCACAUACCCGAGGUUUCAUCUGUUGGUUUGAACGACAGCCACUCUCCCCACUUGGAUGUUAAAGCGAAAAUAGGAGCGUCAUCCUUAAAGGAAAACGUGUGUCAGGUAUGUGAGAGGACAGGAGACCUGCUGAUGUGUGACGGCCACUGUUAUGGAGCCUAUCAUCCGCAAUGUAUUGGCCUGUCAGUGGCUCCCAGGGGAAAAUUCCUUUGUCAUGAAUGCAAAACCGGUGUCCACACAUGCUUUGUGUGUAAGAAGUCUGGUAAUGGGGUAAAGCGCUGCAUUAUACCACUGUGUGGGAAGUUCUACCAUACCGACUGUAUAUUGGCCUACUCUGCAACCCAGCCACAUAACAAAGGCUUCCGCUGCACUCUGCAUGUUUGUCUGUCCUGCCACAUCACCAACCCUCUCAAUGUCUGCAGCUCCAAGGGUCGUCUGGCUCGAUGUGUGCGCUGCCCAGUGGCUUAUCAUGCCAAUGACAACUGCAUGGCAGCAGGCAGCUUGGUGCUGGCAAACAACAGUUUCCUCUGUCCAAACCACUUCACUCCCCGCAAGGGCUGCAAGAACCACGAACACAUCAACGUCAGCUGGUGCUUCGUCUGCUCCGAAGGGGGCAGUCUGCUGUGCUGUGAAGCCUGUCCUGCUGCCUUCCAUAGGGAAUGUUUGAACAUAGAGAUGCCCCAGGGCAACUGGUUCUGCAAUGACUGCAAAUCUGGAAAGAGGCCCCGUAUUAAGGACAUACUAUGGGUCAAAUGGGGACGUUACAGGUGGUGGCCUGCAGAAGUCUGUCUGGCCAAAGACGUUCCAAAUAACAUCUUGAGGAUGAAACAUGAAGUGGGCGAGUUCCCAGUGCAAUUCUUUGGGUCCAAAGAUUUUGUGUGGACAUACCAGGCCAGAGUCUUCCCUUACAUGGAGGGUGACACUCACAACAUUGAGAAAAUGGGGAAGGGUGCAGAUGCAGUGUACAAAAAGGCCCUGACUGAAGCAGCAGAGAGGUUCAGAGAGCUCCAGAUAGAAAAGGAAAUGAGACAGCUUCAGGAGGACAGAAAGAAUGACAAGAAACCUCCUCCAUACAGGCACAUUAAGGUGAACCGGCCAAUUGGAAAGGUGCAGAUCAUCACAGCUGACCUCUCUGAGAUCCCACGUUGCAACUGUAAGGCCUCCGAUGAGAACCCCUGCGGCAUCGACUCGGAGUGCAUUAACCGCAUGCUGAUGUACGAGUGCCACCCUCAGGUGUGUGUGGCGGGGGAGCGAUGUCAAAACCAGACCUUCACAAAGCGCCAGUACACAACUGUGGAGAUUUUCAGGACACUCUCCCGUGGCUGGGGUUUACGUGGUGUGUCAGACAUCAAGAAGGGAGCCUUUGUGAGUGAAUAUGUUGGAGAGGUGAUCGAUGAAGAAGAAUGUCGAGCCAGGAUCAGACACGCCCAGGAGAAUGACAUCUGUAACUUCUACAUGCUUACACUGGAUAAGGACCGGAUCAUUGAUGCUGGGCCCAAAGGGAACCAGGCUCGCUUCAUGAACCACUGUUGCCAACCAAACUGCGAAACCCAGAAGUGGACUGUGAACGGGGACACCAGGGUGGGGCUGUUUGCCCUACAAGACAUCCCAAAAGGUGUGGAGCUGACUUUCAACUACAACCUGGAGUGUCUUGGCAAUGGUAAAACUGCCUGUAAAUGUGGAGCACCUAACUGCAGCGGUUUCCUUGGUGUCCGGCCAAAGAACCAGCCGCCAGCAGAGAAACUGAAGGAAGGAAAGCGAAGGGUCUCCAUGAAAAAGAAGACCAAGCAAGUAGUGACCAAGGAAAGGGAAGAUGAGUGCUUCAGCUGUGGUGACGGAGGACAGAUAGUUUCCUGUAAGAAGCCAGGCUGCCCGAAGGUCUAUCACGCCGACUGUCUCAACUUGGCCAAGAGGCCUGCAGGGCGCUGGGAGUGUCCAUGGCACCAGUGUGACAUCUGUGGAAAAGAGGCAGCUUCAUUCUGUGAGAUGUGUCCCAGCUCUUACUGUAAGGAGCACCGUGAAGGCAUGCUCUUCAUUUCCAAGCUAGAUGGCAAGUUGUCCUGCAGUGAACAUGACCCCUGUGGGCCCGACCCUCUGGAGCCAGGGGAGAUUCGUGAAUAUGUGCCCAACACGACCUCUAUGAGGCCCGGGGCCAUGGCUGUGCCCGGCACUCCCUCGCUGGUCCCAGACUCCAGAAGAGAUGGUUCUGCUUCCCCCGUCUCCUCCCCUGCUGGCCAGGCCGUGCUGGGCAGACUGGAGCCUCCUCCUCGUCUCUACAUCAACACAAAGACUGCCACCUCGAGCUUCAUCCCCUCCAACAGGUCUUACCUCACAGACAGGACCGACGGUAAAGUGUUUUCCUCUCCUACCUCCUCCAAGGAGGAGAGAGAGGAUGGUGAGGUGGAGGAAGGGGAGGUGUGUGGGCUAGAGGUGGAUGAGGUGGAAGAUGAUGAUGAUGAUGAUGAUGACGACGACGACGACGACGACGAUGAUGAUGAAGAUGAAGAUGAAGAAGAAGCAGAAGAGGAUGAGGAUGAAAUGGAGGAGAUGGAGAUAGUGGAAGAUGAGGAGGAGGAGCAGGAGCAGGAGCCGCUGUAUGGAAGUGACCUGCUGGAAGAAGACGAGGAGGAGGACAAUGAUGACGAAGGAGGAGACGUGUAUGACACUUGGGGGGAUUAUGUGGAUGAAGAUGAUGGAGAAGUGGAGGGGGAGGACUUGGAGGAGUGGGGGACUGUGGAGGACGAUGUUAAAUGACUCAGUCCACCCAUUCCUUCAUAACUACUCAACAAAAACUCUCAAUAGACAUUGAAAGGACAAAACUAGUUUGAUAUUUUCGUACCUACUUGAACGCAACACUGCCUUCACUUUGGUACUACAUUGCCUUCUCAUCCACUGCUGGACUGACAGUGGGGAUGUGUACUGGUGCUAAGGCUCGAGGACUGAUACGGUCCGUCUCUUUAUACUUCUGUUGAUAUGUUUAUUUGUGUCUGGUGCUGUUAUGAUCAUUUGUUCUUUCUCUCAAUAUUGUUUACAUUUUUUGGCCUUUUUUAAAUGUUCGAAAUGUAAGAAAAAGGUGAGAAGUUCCACCUGACCAAACUGUCACCAUAAGGGCAUCUUAUGUUGUUACUGUAACCUAUGUACGAGUGAUAAAAAAAAAAUAGUCCUCUUGAGUCCUCACUGGUUCAUGUUACGAUUAGACACAAUACAUGUUUGCUGUGUCUGAGGAAUACAAAAAUAAACCCACUGGAGUCAACAAGACUAAAAUGAUUGUUGUCAAGACAAUUGAUUCACAGUUCAAUGAAUUCCUCCUUUUUUUUCUCUUAAUACAGGUAAGGUCAGAGCUCAGGAUCGGACACGAAAGAAAUAAAAUUAUGCCACAACAUGUCAAAACCUAGAUAUGCAUCACUAACAUUGGUUUCACAACCAUCACUGCUGUUCCAUUAUCUUAAUUAGAAUAAAAUCAAAGUACUUAUUCA